AGUACGAGUGGGCGUAGGAUACGGUAGGCUCAGCAGGAAAAACAGUGGUCGAAGGACAACUCAAGAUCAUAAAACCUACACCCCCAACAUUAGCAAGAGGUACAUUUACCGUCACCAUGACACAAGCUGCUGAUAUCAACUCCACUGAGACCAUGAAGGCUGCCAUUUUGCACAAGAACGGAGAUCCUUUGAGCAAGAAAGUAUUGAGUUUGGAUCAUGUUCCCAUCCCAGAACCCAAGAAAGGUCAACUCUUGGUCAAGAUCCAUGCUGCAUCAAUCAAUCCUGUUGAUUGGAAACUUACGAAGGGAGAAAUUCCAGGCUAUAAGAGAGGUCCUGUUGGUUGUGAUGUGGCUGGAACAAUUUUGAAAAUUGGGCCGGACACUAGUUCUGACCUCAAGGUUGGUGAGGCCAUCUAUGCUGAUGCAAUUGAAACGAAGGGAUCCUUUGCAGAAUAUUGCAUUGUACCAGAAAAUGUGGCAUCAAAGAAGCCCUGUAACAAUUCCUUUGCAGAAGCAGCCUCCCUACCUCUGGCUGGAUUGACUGCCCUGCAAGGAUUGAAGAUUCAUGGCAGGCUUGAAAAGGGACAGAAAGCUUUGAUCUAUGGUGGAACAGGUGGUAUUGGAUCAUUGGCUAUUCAAAUGGCAAAGGCAUUGGGUGCAUCAGAGGUGUAUGCCACAGGAAGCAAUACAGAACUUAUCAAAGGUUUGGGAGCUGAUGUUGUGGUCAACUACAAGGAAGAAUCUUUGAUGGAUGCCUUGAAAGGAAAGGACUUUGAUUUGGUUUUUGAUACCAUCGGUGGACUAGAACACUGGCAAGUUGCAAAAGAAUCCCUAAAGAAGAAAGGUGGAAAGUUCAUUACUUUGAAUGAUGAUGGUGGCUCCUUGCUCACCAUGCUUGCUAAAGCAGUUUGGCGAAGUAUCAUUGGCAGUGUUGGAUUGGGCAUGCCCUAUGCUUUCAUUGUAACUGACACCAAAUUUGCAGGAGUUGGCAAAGACAUGGCUCAAAUCACAGAACUUGUAGAAGGUGGACAUGUCAAGGCUUUGUUGGCUGAACAACAGUUUGAAUUGACGCAGAAGGGCCUGCAGGAUUUGGUCCAUGCCAGUAUGUCUCGUGCCAAAGGAAAGUUGAUUCUACAAGUGGAAAAAGAGUAAAGAAUAAGAGAAUGCCGGCUGAAGCAAAAGUAUCGUGUACGCUGUUCUACAAAAAAGUUGCUUUCUCGUAAUUCAAACAAUAUUUCAUAAC
Molecule: messenger RNA, 1242 nt
Organism: Seminavis robusta
Lineage: Eukaryota; Bacillariophyta; Bacillariophyceae; Naviculales; Naviculaceae
Source: the annotation of a GenBank genome assembly